This is a messenger RNA of Capsella rubella, 717 nucleotides long. Its product is annotated as pseudo histidine-containing phosphotransfer protein 6. The transcript has 4 exons. Lineage: Eukaryota; Viridiplantae; Streptophyta; Magnoliopsida; Brassicales; Brassicaceae. Gene Ontology annotation, molecular function: histidine phosphotransfer kinase activity; protein histidine kinase binding. Gene Ontology annotation, cellular component: cytoplasm; nucleus. The record is from RefSeq and is a predicted model, not a curated record. Gene Ontology annotation, biological process: phosphorelay signal transduction system; phosphorylation; cytokinin-activated signaling pathway. The coding region runs from base 112 to 576 and encodes 154 amino acids.
GCUAGCGAACCUUAGGAGUGUGAGUUCAGUAGUAGUAAAAUUAACAAACAAGAAAUUAAAGAGGAAAGAUCGAAUAGUGGAAAACGGGACAAGACGGGUGUGCCACUGUGGAUGUUGGGGUUGGGUGUGGACCGGCUUCAAGCCGACAUCAACCGGCUCCUAGCCUCCCUUUUCCACCAGGGAGUGCUGGACGAGCAUUUCUUGCAACUUCAGCAGCUUCAAGAUGAGACUUCACCUACCUUUGUUUAUGAUGUCAUUAAUAUCUACUUUGAUGAAUCCGAGAAGCUACUCCGCAACCUCAGAUUUUUGCUGAUGGAUAGAGAAUUCUCGGACUACAAGAAAAUAGGAUUGCACCUGAACCAGCUGGUGGGAAGCAGUUCCAGCAUUGGCGCUCGCAGGGUUCGUAACGUCUGCGUUGCCUUUCGCUCCGCUGCCGAGCUUAGCAACCGCCCAGGGUGCUUGAGAGGGCUGGAGGUAGUAGAGCAUGAGUACCAUUACCUCAAGAACAUGAUGCAUGAACUCUUCCAGCUGGAGCAGCAGAGGCUAUUAGCUGCAGGAGUCAGAUAUCCAAUGUAGAAUUUACAACUUAAUAUGCCGGAUAAGUAGAAAGCUAAAUAAGUGCGUGAUGAUGAUGAUGAUAUAAUUGUGUGUUGUAACACUUUCUUGUAAGGGCUUUGUUACCUUCUUCAUAAUAUAUAGCCACUUUGUAUUUCCCAA